Messenger RNA from Paramecium octaurelia, 1255 nucleotides. NCBI's taxonomy places the organism in Eukaryota, Ciliophora, Oligohymenophorea, Peniculida, Parameciidae. The record is from the annotation of a GenBank genome assembly.
AUGAACUUAUUGAUUUAAUAAGAGGAUGCCCAUGAGAAAUAGAAUGAAGAUAAUCAAAAUCUAGAAUAAUAAUAACAAAAUGAAGAUGAAUAGUAAAAAUAAUCAAGCAAGAAAAAUUCUCAAGAAGAGGAAAAUGCAGGAUUUGAUUCUGGCUAUAAAGAAUAAGAUCUAUAGUAAAUUCAUGAGGACAGUCAACAGAAUAGUCAGAAAUAAGAAGGAAAGGAUGAGACUAAAAGAAUACCAACUUAAGGAGAAAUGGAAACUACUACUUAAAGAAAAGAUUAGAAUAGACGAUUAGAAACUGAAAAGUAAUAAAGACAAAAAACAACUUCAGAAAAAACAUUUAAAACACUUGAAUAGAUUUAUUACAAAAGAAAUACCUAAUCAUUCAUGCAUCUUAGAACACCUCAUUAAUUUGAUACAAAAAUAAUCCAUGAUCAAUUAAAUAAAUCUCAUGCAAAACAAUAAUACACUUUUCCUAAAGCCUAAAGGUUUUCCAAGCCAAAAGAAAGUUAUUGCUCAAUGUAGUUUUACGACUCUUAGUAAAUUGUAUUAUUAAUUCUAGAAUUUAAACAUAAUUAAAUAAAAGAGCAGCAGCCUUGGGCUACGGAACUAAAUCUGACUUCACAAAAAGAGACAAAUAUAUACCAGGACCUACCGAUUACAAUAUCAGAUUAAUGCCAAAGCCAGGAGUUAAAUUUGCAUAUGGAAGAGAUGAAUUGCAUUCGAAAGGACUUCAUGGUAGACCCAAUUCUAAUCCUGCUCCCAAUACAUAUUAAGUCAAAGAUAUCAUCACCUCAUACAAGUAUACCAUGGGAGAAAGAACAUCUGCAAAACGUACUUUAACCCUUAUAUCCAUAUAAGACAUCUACAUUCAGUCCACUACUCCAGCCCCAGGUCGAUAUAAUGUAGGUGGUUUCAGUUAAAAAGGAAAUUACUUUAUUGGCAAAUACAAAAGUAGUGGAGCCCCUGUUAUUUCUCCUGCAACUGCUUAAUCUCAAAGAGUAAAAAAGAUUCCCGGCCCUGGAACAUAUGACCCACCAGGAGAUAUAGGAGACCCAAGGAAUUAUUUGCCUUCAUAAUAUUCUACCAGAAGUGGAUUUCGAUUUGGUUAUUAGGAAAGACAGACCUAAGAGAUUAAAAAUAAAUAAUGUAAUAAAAUUAAUCAUCUUAAGUCCCUGGUCCUGGUACUUAUUAACUUCCAUCAGAAUUUGGUGAUUUUGAAUACCCACCUUAAUUUUGAUUUUAUAAUUUA